Molecule: messenger RNA, 1250 nt
Organism: Pararge aegeria (speckled wood butterfly)
Lineage: Eukaryota; Metazoa; Arthropoda; Insecta; Lepidoptera; Nymphalidae
Exons: 2
Coding region: 309-1115 (268 amino acids)
Source: RefSeq, a predicted model, not a curated record
UCUGUUUAUAAUUUGUAUUGACUGUAGUUUAUAAAAUUAUUGAAAAGAAACAAAACAAAUCCAAUUUCGCAUAAUGUAUUGCAUGAUUUUUUUAAAGAAUGUUUAAUAUUGGGGAUAAACUGUCUUCCCUAUUGUUUUUAUUCAAGAUAAAAUCCACAUACAUAAUUGAGAAAAGUUAGCUGUUAAACGAUGUACCGAAGUUAACAUAAAGAAGUUUUCAAAAAAUUUAAAUUAGAGCUAACAAACAAUCAACCAAAGGAACAGCCAAACAAAGUUAAACAUAUGUUGCAAGUAACAUAUGUUCCACAAUGAACGGAAUGACUACGUAUUUUGAUCAAUAUCCAAUUCCACAAAUAUAUAAUUUUCCAUUAAUGCUUACUAAGUGGAGUCCCAUAGUUCAAAAUGCCUACACAGCACCUGUAUUACCAGUUACUAUCAUAUCCCCCCAGGUAUUAGCACCUAUAUGCCCAUAUAUGGGUGUUGUUGUCACAGAGUCUGUAGUUCCAGUGAUUCCCAGCGUAGUCGAUGUGAGUUCCGUAAUUUGUAAUAAUGUAUACAGUCAUGUAUAUGACACGGAACUAAAUUGUACAGACAAAUCUGUUUCAACAGAAGUUUUAACCAAUGAUGUUAUAAAUAUAGAUGAAAAUGUACCACGGCAUGUAGAAGAAAAAAUUGAUGAAAUAGUGGAUGGUGAAUUAGUGAAUCCCAUUGAGCUAUACCUAAAAUUACCUAAAGAGCUAUUUCCAACAGCAUGGAUGUUAUCAAUAGACCCCAAUGUGAUAAUAGAAGAGUUUUUUAAAUUAGCAAGCAUCAGUGAAAACGUUUCAUGGAUAUUAGAUUUGGAGUUCGGUGUACCUAGAGUACCGAUCACAAGAGCAAUUGCCACUUACAAUGUCAAAUUUAAUAGUAUACAUUGCAAGAAUACACCUGGCGCUAUCCAUCCUGGUUUUGAGAAGUGUAACAGUGAUUUUAAACGCGUUAUUCUCUUCUAUUACGACUGUAUUAUAUCAAACUGGUACAAUGGGUAUAUAACUUUGUGCGACGAUAAAUCAGUCGAAAAUUUUCAGUCGUGGCUACAAAUACCGAUGCAGCUUUUCGGAAUGUGUUGGCCUUAGCAUGUGGCUUGAUUUAUAACUGUACUUAAGCAUGUAAAUUGUGCUAGCUAAUUUAUGUUUGUAAGAUUUUGUAUAUAGAACCUGUACAUUAUUUUAUCUUUUUAUUUUUCUUAAUAAAUGGCAAAAGUAACAAGA